Messenger RNA from Argiope bruennichi, 912 nucleotides. RefSeq names its product astacin-like metalloprotease toxin 5. Bases 46 to 819 code for a protein of 257 amino acids. Gene Ontology annotation, molecular function: zinc ion binding; metalloendopeptidase activity. Gene Ontology annotation, biological process: proteolysis. The record is from RefSeq and is a predicted model, not a curated record. Lineage: Eukaryota; Metazoa; Arthropoda; Arachnida; Araneae; Araneidae. The transcript is spliced from 6 exons.
GUGGAACAGCAGUGCUGGCAGUGAUAGGAUAAAGACAAAUUCAAGAUGAAAUCGUUUCUGUUGGUUCUGGGCUUGGUUGCAGUAGUUGCAAGGGCUGCAGUUAUUCCUAGGGAAGGACCCGGAAAAAACAAUACAUUACCUUUCGAUGCAGAAUACGAGAUCAAGAGGUUAGCUUUGCAGAAUCCUGACUUAUACGAUGGAGAUAUGGCUGGUAUCGACGGACCAUUUGAUGCUGAAAGAAACGUAAUUCCCGGAAAUUACUACAGAUGGCCAUACGCAAAAGUUCCCUACGUCAUAGAUCAGUCUCUCCAGGGCUACGGCAAUAUGUUUAACGCUGCCUUCCAGAAUUACCAUCAGUAUACUUGUGUCCGUUUCGUUCCAAGGACCAAUGAGCGAGAUUACGUUUACAUUUUCGCAGGACAAGGUUGCUACUCACACGUCGGUAAGACUGGUGGCCAGCAACCUCUGUCUUUGGGCAACGGAUGUCUGUACGUGGGAACAACGAUUCACGAACUUGGUCACGCCAUUGGAUUCUACCAUGAGCAGAACAGAUCAGACAGAGACGAUUACCUCCAUAUUUAUCUCGACAAUGUAGUUCGAGGAAUGGAGUCCAACUUCGCCAAGUUAUCACCCAACCAAAACAUCUUAUACAAUACUUUUGACUACAACUCCAUCAUGAUCUACGGAAACACCGCUUUCUCUCACAAUGGAUACUGGACCAUGGAGGCCAAAAAUGGACAGAGGUUGUACGAUCCUUUCGAUAAAAACAGCAUGACCUGGGCUGACAUUGAACGAGUAAACAAGAUGUACGGAUGCUAAUUCCGGAGUCAUUUUUCUUCGAUCUCUGCGGUAUUAGAAAGUUUCUAUAUUCUUUUAUUAUUAAUGUUGUUUCAAUAAAGUGGUUAACUGAAA